GUACACCUUUUAUGAUUUUCAGCGCGAGAUGGCGUUAACAUUUUCUUUCUUUUUUGCGCAUGCUCUGUAACGUUGCUAAGGUAAACCUAUGUAGGAAAUGCAUGCAUAUCGCAUAUCGCAUAUAUUGUUUACGUGAAAUUCGUGUGACGGACUUUCGAUCGAAGAACCAGGCAAAGGACAGAGGGCCGAAAUAAUCAAUAUUAUUCAUCUUUCACCAAAGUUUUGGCCUCUUCCACAAUGACGGAGGGAGAAACAAAUCAAGACUCUUUUGCCAUUUAUAUGGCAGAAGGUGAUGUUCUGUUUAAGCAAGGAGAGUACAAAAAAGCAUUGCAUAGUUACUCGACGGCAUUGGCUUUAGAAAUAGAACCCACAGACAAGAACUGCUUGGUUGCCAGAUCUAAGUGCUACCUUCAACUCGGUGAUUCCAAACAAGCAUUAAAAGAUGCUGAGGCAGCACUCUCAGAUGAUAAAAACUACAUUAAGGGUUUAUUUCAGAAGGCUGAGGCGCUUUAUCAGAUGGGAGACUUUGAGAUGGCCCUUGUCUUUUAUCACCGCGGCAAUAAAUUUAGACCAGAGCUCCAAGAAUUCCGUCUUGGCAUACAGAAAGCACAAGAAGCAAUUGAAAACUCAAUAGGAAGUCCUUCCAAAGUAAAACUAGAAAACAAAGGGGAUUUGUCUUUUUUCAAUAAACAAGAUGAGGUAAAGUCGAAAAAACCAGCAAGGAUGGGAUACAGUAAACCUAUGGCAAAACAACAAGAAAACAAGAAGAAGAGACCGGUCAAGCCUGACCAGACUCCAGCUGAAAAGAAGACGGCCAAGCAACUUCUAGGAGAGCUCUAUGCUGAUAAGGAAUACCUUGAUAAACUUUUAAGAGACGAAGACCUGACGAGAGCAGAUACAGACAGCGGUAAUAGAAUCUACGACCUUGUCAAUGAGGGUCUUCAGUACCUAGACACCAGGACAGAGUUCUGGAGGCAACAGAAACCUAUGUAUGCCAGGAAGAGAGAAAAGGAAGAGGCCAAAGGAGCAAGAGAGAAAAAUAAACAACAACCAGCUGAUCCUGCCAAAUAUGUUCUUAAGAACCUUGAAGAAAUUGAUGCAGCUCUGGCUGAGAACAGACCCCGAGAUGCCCUCAGACAAGCCCAAAAGGUGCUGAGGAACGUUGAGAGUUGGUCAGAGGACGAUGUCCCAGAGAAGCAAGAUUUCAUAGCUAACCUUCACAGCUGUCUUGGUAAUGCCUACCUUGAUCUUGGUAAGAUGCCUGAUGCUGAACAGAACCACCAGAAAGACUUGGACCUCUCAACAAAACACGAAAACGACGAGGGUAGAUCAAGAGCGCUUGACAACCUUGGUCGGGUCUAUGCCCGCAUCGGUAAGUUUGAGAAGGCUGUGGAGAACUGGACCGAGAAGCUACCGCUGGUGAAGUCUGCCCUCGAAGGCACAUGGUUGUACCAUGAGAUCGGGCGAUGCCAUCUGGAGCUAGGAGACUUCCAGGAAGCAAGGGACUGCGGACAGAAGAGUCUCCAGGCCGCCCAGGAAGCCGGGGACGAUGUCUGGCAGCUCAACGCCAGCGUACUCAUUGCACAAUCAGAAGUCAAACUUGGAGACCUGCAAGAGGCUAUCGAUUCCUUUGAGAGAUCCCUUGACAUGGCCAAGGUCCAGGGAGAUGAGCCUGCACAGAAAGCCAUUGCCAGUGCCUUGGAGGACCUCAAUGAGAAGAUUGUUCAAGGGAUCAAGGAGAAGGAGGCUGAAGGAGACAUCUUACAAGAAGAACAGGGAGGAGAGAAAGAGACGCAGGAGGAGAAGGUUGUUGAUGAAGCAAAGGAAGAAGAACAACAACAAUCCCGUCCCGACGAUGAUGAAGAAUUUGAACAGCAGAGGUCACAGGCUAAAGAGGAAACUUUCAAACCAAAAGAAGACGAACAGGAGGAUAGCAAUCAGAAACAAGAUGAAACGGAACAGAAAGAAGAUGAGAAAGAUGAUGUUGAGCAACGUCAAGGCCACGAUGGAUCGAGGUCCAGUAGUAGAUCUUCCAAGAGCAGCAAGAGUAGCAAAAGCAGCAAGAGAGGAUCUGGUUUCUUUGGCCUUCGCAGGAGCUCAUCGAGCGGCAGUGAGAAAGAUGAGAAGAAAUAGAAAGAUGAAAAGCCAGCAGAAGAAAAGACGGAUGAGGCAGAAGAGCAAAAGGAAGAAUAAAAAAAUAAAAUGAUUGGAAUUGAUUAGAUUAUUUUCAAACGUUCCCGGGUCUUCAUCAUGCUGACUGAAGAUCUAGAAAAAGAAUGGAUCUUAUUACGAGGCACAAACCAUUUGGAGAAUGUAUAAGAAAUUAUGAACUGUCUAUUGCAAAAGGAGAAGAAAAAACAACAGCAAUUCAAGUGUGAAAUCUUCUGAAAAUUGAAUGUUUUAUAUGCAAUUCAUUCACUCUAUGUUGGGAUCUCAUAUAGGAAAUAUCUCUGAUUUUGCACCGAGUUCUCAUGAUUUGGAAUGACUUAAUAGUGAAUUACGAAAUGAAACUGGAGAAAUUUCUUGUUGUAUAAUUUCAUUUAACAUGUUAUAAAAAACAAUUCUACAUUCAACCAGCCUGCCCGAGUUCUGUUUAACUUUUACAUGAUCAUGUUCUUCAAACGUGUGUAGUUACUAUUUUAAUUGCCGUACAUUCGAUAUUUUUGGAGGGGGGGGGGGUGGGCAAGAAAAAUAUUGAAAUUGUACAAGAGCAUAUGCAAGUAAGGGAGAGAAGAACCCUUGGCUCUGUUUCAUAAAGCCUUGUUGUAGCAAUAAAAUAAUGCACAAUUUCUGUAGCAAGUUUACUACCAGCCAAUAAGUAACUUACAAUUUUUACUGCACAUUUGUUACUACUCAAGGUUUUAUGAAAUUGGCCUCAGGUUAAACACCUGGGAGUUGUUUUUCCUUACAUUUUCAUACUGAAAUUAAAGGAGUGCAUAAUGUGAAUAAGUUGUUGCAAGAUUUAUUAUAAGAAAGUGUAUUUUAAAACUUUUGUCCCCAUCCCAUAUCGGUCUUCUGUAAUAAGAAAUUACACUCUAUGGAGUCUAAGCAGAUAAAUUUCAUCACAGAAUUGAAAAGCACACCACCGUUUGUUUGCCUGUUUGUAAGCAAUAUAUAUUUCUUCCACCCUUAAAUCUUUCUCAUUUUGAAAUACUAGAUUUCAAUACUUCAUUUGUAUGUCAAGCAAUAAAACAUUCUUUUAGUUAUCAAAUACUAUAUAUCAACAAAUGACCAAUAUCAAUGAUAUCAGACACGUUUCUUGCAUAACAAAGUAUCAUUCAUGAAAUACAUACACAUGUUCAUUUAGAUGUGGUUUGUAUUUGUGUUAUUUCAAGGAGAAAUUCUCCCUGGUAUCAAGUUAAGAAAAAAAAAAAACCAUUAAUGAAGGUUUGAUGAAAAGCCAUCAAUAUCAAAGGAUAGCAGAGUUAUUAAUUAGUCAAAAAACUAUGUUACCUCACUUGCCUACUGUUUCCCCAUAUGCUGUAUUACAAAUUCCAUAAAUUCCCCCUUUUCCCCCCGUUUCGUGACUGAGCAAAUUUUAUUCUUUUUAGAGAGAAAGGUGUUUGACAUACUGUCAUAUUUAGUACAGAGGUAAACCUUAUAUUUGAAAUUUCUAUAGUACAAGUAACAUUAAUAAUCAUAAAUAAUUCAUAACACUGUUAAUCUUUGAUGGGUUAGAAAUAUACAUUAUGUGUCUAAUUUUCUGCUUUAAUGAAUGUUGUGAUUGCCUUCUACUUUGAAGAUAUCUUUUUUCUUUAUAAUCGAUAUUUUACCUAUAUUCCAAAGGAAAAUGAUGAGAUGUUAAGAUUGCAUAGCAAUCAUGUGUUAAAUUGGGAUGAUAUUGUAUGUAUUCUAUUUAAUUUUCAACUGCUUUGUAGUUUUUAAAAUGUUUAUUUAUUUUGGUGACUUUGUAUGAGAGGAGACAGGGGAAUCGUUUUCUGUAAAGGGAGACUUUUAGGUGUCCCGUUUUAGAAAUCUUUGAUAUUCUAGAAUAAUAAAUUUGAGCUGAUUUAAACAUGAAGUUAGAAGUUCAUUUCUCAAAAAUGGUUUUAUAAGCAAUUUCUUCCAGAAAACGCAUGAGGAGCUUUUCUGAAAGGUCUUGAUCCUUUAUUUGCCUUCAUUUUGCAACAAAGAAGGGUAUUGUAGUAAUAAAACUACUACAAUUCUUCAAAAUGUACUUCAAGUUUUGUAGUUAUUCAAGAAAUGCCUUUUAAUUUGUUUCAUGGCUUUGUUGCCAAUACUGUGCUUUAUUCAAAAUCAGAGAAAGUCAAAUUAUUGUACAUAAAUUAUUUUAUGUAUUGUAAAUAAUACAUUUUUUAACCAGAUUCUAUUAUACUCCAUGAAGUUGGGUAUGAAAUAAGUAUUCAUGUUAUUCCAGUCAUAUCGGAUCUUUCAUUGAUAGUUGUGGCGAAAGCAGUGUUGUAAAUAAUUUUUGUUUCAGGUGUAUAUUGCAUGUAUGUACAAAAAUGUGUUAUUCAACCGUCCAAUAAUAAAUGUUUGCUACUUGUAAAGAAA
Molecule: messenger RNA, 4515 nt
Organism: Lytechinus pictus (painted urchin)
Lineage: Eukaryota; Metazoa; Echinodermata; Echinoidea; Temnopleuroida; Toxopneustidae
Product: outer dynein arm-docking complex subunit 4-like
Exons: 12
Coding region: 238-2133 (631 amino acids)
Cellular component (GO): cytoplasm
Molecular function (GO): protein binding
Source: RefSeq, a predicted model, not a curated record